UUUCACUUCCAAUCCUCCUGAACGUAAACAAAUCAUGACUAUUCAAGCAACUUCUUCAAUGGCUCCAUCGUCGCAGAUUGCCGUACAACGAUCACCGUGGCACUCACCAGUUCCUUACCUAUUUGGAGGUCUUGUUGCUAUGUUGGGCCUCGUUGCUUUUGCUCUCUUGAUCCUCGCUUGCUCUUACUGGAACAUCUCCCCAAAUGACGAAGGAGACCUUGAGUCCGGAAACCAUAACCACAACGAACCCUCCAAACCCGUUAAACAAAAAGAGUCCCCUGUGUUAGAAGAGAAGUAUCUCGUAAUCAUGGCUGGACAAGUGAACCCAACGUUUUUGGCAACUCCCAUUUCUAGCCCAGCGUCGUCUUUUGGUAGUUGUAGUUGUGGGGGUAACUCGACUGUCGCGAGGGACAAGUCUUCCAUGCCCGAUGAGGAGAAAGAGAGUUGUGAUCAGCUACAAAUAUCGAAUAUGGAGAACCAUGAGACUGUGUAACUCCCUUAGUGAUUUUGAUUACAUAAGUUUUGUUUCUUUUUUCGUAUGAAUCAUUGUAGACUAGAAAUGAUUGAAGAUUAAGCACCCGAGAUUGCGGAUGCAUAGGAGAUAGCGUACGGGCACUUGUAUAGAUUACCAACUCAACUUUUUUGGCAAAUAAAUGAAAAUUUUCCAACUUUUCAGCGUA
Molecule: messenger RNA, 680 nt
Organism: Helianthus annuus (common sunflower)
Lineage: Eukaryota; Viridiplantae; Streptophyta; Magnoliopsida; Asterales; Asteraceae
Product: protein GLUTAMINE DUMPER 2
Exons: 1
Coding region: 35-493 (152 amino acids)
Biological process (GO): regulation of amino acid export
Source: RefSeq, a predicted model, not a curated record